Opisthorchis viverrini is the source of this 501-nucleotide messenger RNA. RefSeq lists its product as hypothetical. Bases 1 to 501 code for a protein of 166 amino acids. NCBI's taxonomy places the organism in Eukaryota, Metazoa, Platyhelminthes, Trematoda, Opisthorchiida, Opisthorchiidae. The record is from RefSeq and is a predicted model, not a curated record. The transcript is spliced from 2 exons.
AUGAAUUUUGAUCAAGUGGACAUCAACAAGACUGCAAAAGUGCCACUAUCAAGUGGCUUUGGUCCGAUUGAUUGUGAGGGAGGCAAAGUCUUUGGAUUUAAAGUGCACGAAUUUCACUUGGCAGCAUCCAAAGGCACGCCUUACCGCCCAAUGCCAAUUACUGUUAGCACCAGUGAGAUCUUCAAAGCGGUUACCCUACAGAAAACCUUACCGCUGCGGUUGGCCUCGGGAUAUAAGCGUCUGUCAUUACUUCCUCGAACUCCCAAAGACUCCAGCAAAAUAAUGACUCUGUGCGACAAGAGUUUGACCAACACCACCGCAACUCAAGCGAGGCAUGCCGGUACCAUCAAAGGAGAACGCAGGGAGGAUUGGACCGAUGUGGAAUCACGGACCUCUUCAGUUCAUCCAGAGACCUACGCGGAUAACAGGAAGACCCGGACAACAGACAGCAUUCGGAUCAGCUGCAGCUUGAGAAUAGAAUUUAGGAAGAAAGAGGAAUAA